Messenger RNA from Vigna radiata var. radiata (mung bean), 1569 nucleotides. RefSeq lists its product as uncharacterized. Gene Ontology annotation, molecular function: sequence-specific DNA binding. Gene Ontology annotation, biological process: response to auxin. Lineage: Eukaryota; Viridiplantae; Streptophyta; Magnoliopsida; Fabales; Fabaceae. The transcript has 7 exons. The record is from RefSeq and is a predicted model, not a curated record. Bases 638 to 1195 code for a protein of 185 amino acids.
CCAAAGAAAAGGGAAAAUGGAAACCUUCACACAAUACCAUGCAAUAUAUGAAACCAGCGUUUCGAAACGUGGCUCCCUACAAUAUAUCAAACCGUCUUUUCUCGUUCCUUAAAUCCUAACCCUCUCCUUCUGGUAUCCCCGUUUUGGAGACCCGAAACGUUUCACCUUUCAGCCCCCGUUUCAUGCUUCUCCUCCUCAAUGGCGGAGCCUCAGUCGUCGCUAGAGAAGCAAUUCGACUCGUUUAGGGUUCAGCUGGAACAAUCUGGAACGCUCCGCGACCGAAUUCGAAGCGUCGUUUCGGAGAUUGAGUCUUCCACUAGGCUCAUCUAUGCCACUCUUCUUCUCGUUCAUCAGUCUCGCCCCCACACCCGGGCUUUUAGAGAAGGCCAAGUCUCAGUUCAACGUGUUAAAGGAGCAGUAUAAGGAGCUUGCUGAAGUUCUUGGAGGAAGCUCUUAGCAAUACUAUAGGUAUCAUGGUGAUUGGAAGAGUGAAACACAGACUGUAGUUUCGAUGCUUACGUUCAUGUACUGGCUAGAAACAGGAAGCCUUCUCGAGCACAAAGAGGCUGAGGAAAAACUUAUGUUGGGUUCAGACUUUGGUCUAGACGUUGAAGACUAGUUAAUAGGUGUCUGUUUUAUGUCUAAUGAAUUGCCAAGGUAUGUGGUGAAUCAAGUGACAGCUGGGAAUUACGAUUGUCCAAAGGUCUUAAAGUUCUUGACAGAUCUCCAUGCUGCAUUUCGUAUGCUUAAUCUUCGAAAUGAUUUUUUUCGAAAAAAUUUGAUGACACACACAUUUAGAAGCUUCAAGAGAAGAAUAAUGAAGGGGAAGUUUCUGAGAGGGUGUCUUAACAAGUGGAAGAAAGUGGGGAGUCGAGUGAUCCAGUGUGGUGCCUACGGUUACUGCUGCGAAUGGGAAGUGUGGCCAUGGAUGCAGAACGAAGGAGAAUCUGAUAUUCCGAACGAUGUGCCAAAGGGUCAUUUGGUUGUGUACGUGGGAGAACACCACAAGAGAUAUGUGAUAAAGAUCACGUUGCUCCAUCAUCCUCUCUUCAAGACCUUGCUGGAUCAGGCUCAGGAUGAAUACGAUUUCAUUGCAGACUCAAAGCUCUAUAUUCCUUGCACUGAACAUCUUUUCCUCACUGUCCUUCGCUGUGCAGCCUCUCCACAUAAUCAACGACUCUCUCUCUGCGUCUGAGUCAUUAUUUACCUCUAACAACUACCACGACAUAUAUAUAUAUGUAGCCAUAAUAUUAUGUUGUAGAUCGAGGUUCUUGUUUGAUCUGUGUUUUUUUCUCUUAUCAGGGAACAUGCAGAGUUAAUUAGCGCAUUGAGCAAAUUAAGGGAAGUUCAUUAGUUCUCAAUAUAAGUUAAUUACUUGAUCCUUGGAUUGGAUUACUUAAGGAUGAUGAGGAUCUCUUGGUAGCAAUAAGAAAAUGAACUGUCAAUAGUGUAGUAAUAUGCAGAAAAGUUAAAAGUUUGUGGAGACAUGUGUGCCGACCAAAGUCCAAGGUAGAUCUGAUACUCUACAUGCAUAUAAAUAAACUAUGUAUAGCAUUUAUAUUGGGAUAA